AUGCGCUCCGCUGCACCUACAACCAACUCUCCUCCCCGGAGAGCUCUCCACGAGCGCAGCCCCUCUCAUGCGAACGAGAACUCCCCGCCUGCAUCCUUGCGCGCCGUCAGCGACAGGUACAAUGAUCAGGAAGAACCCGAUGUUUACUCGGCCACGCCCUACCCGACCAAGCCCGAGCAGAUCCUCCUGCCGCGACCCGGGAAGGGCCAAGAUUUCAUCCCAGAUUCCCGGUUCCAUCUCGAUGAAGCACCGGACCACUAUGCGGGGAACACAUCCACGGAGAUCAGCCACAUUGCGGAUAGUAGUCUGAUCGACCAGUCGCUGAGCGAUCCCUGGGACUUGUCUUCCACGUUCGAUGCCGCAAACACCCCGUCGCAGGUCUGGGAGGAUGAUCCGUCUUCAAGCAAGUCUUCAUUCCCGGACCCGGAGCUUCACGACCACAAGCCCAUCGACCAGAAAUCGGAUGAGGGUUCCGUCGCCGCGUAUUCGGAUGAGGAGCCUAACACCCUGCCCAGGGCCGCCCCGACAAUCAAGACGAUCGUGUCGCAGACCCCGUCACGGAACCCAUCUGGCCCGGAGACAGUUGCGUCCAGCAACUCCAGCCCCAAUGUGGUGCCCAUUGGGCCGCCUUCCAGUCCCAACUUCGUGGCGCUCGACAGUUCGAGUCUGAACUUCAUUCCUCUUGGGGCAUCUUCCAAUCCGGGCUCCGUCACGCGUUCGAACUCCCUGUCCUCGUUAAACUCUUUGGGAACGGUGAUCCGAUAUAUCGGAGCCGCUCAAUGGACACAUGGGUCGUCUUCGGAACAAUCCAGCUCGCGCUCACGUUCGCAGUCGGUCCGCUCCAACCCCCCCUACCAGGUACCUUCGCUGCGAUCCAAUUCCAUCCAAGCGCGGGAACGGAGCCACUCCCGCUCGGUCACCUCGUCGCACUCCCGCUCUCUCACUUCAUCAUCCCGAAGCGGACCACCCUCGGACAUCCAGGCCAUCGUCGAUAGCGGGGUGUUCAUCCAAUACCCGACCAUCCAAGCCCCGUCAUCAUCGAGCUCCAGAGUGGACGUGUCAAACUCGGAAGAUGCGUUAGAUUCUAAUCCACAGGAACCUACGGGGGAUUAUUCUUCAGAGCGCUUCAAAUCUCACCUAUCAACGGUCCCUUCCAUGUGGUCCGCCGAAUGUGAUUCCAGGAGCAUUUCCCCGGCCGCGGAUUCUUUCGACAAUAGUCAGGGGGAGCCCAAACGGCCUUCUGCGGCGCUAGUGCGCCAGAGACCAACGUCAUCUUCGAUGUGGUUAGUGAAUGAUUCGGACGGCGACGAGCAAAUGGACAACAUCUCUAGCUUGCCGGCACGCCCCUCCAACCCGGCGGUGCCCUGCAGCGUUUCCUCGGAGUCGAGACGGAGCAGCAUGCGGAGUAACAUGCGUCCUCCCACCAGUGGAAGCUUUUCCUUCCACGUCCUGCCGAACUGGGCCAAGAUGUAUUAUCGCUCCGACGAGCAAACUGCGGACUCGGUCUUAUCUGCAGGCGAAGCGAGUCGUCCACCAUCUGCGCGCGCCUCCACCUCCCACACGAAUGCUCUCCACCGCAUGCCGACAGCUGCUAGCCGGGCGAGGACGUUCACCAGCGAAAUGCGAGAAGUGCGGUGGAAGCCUGACCCGCGCGACCCGCGGAGCCACUGGGUCAGGGAACCCGAACCACAGAGCCGGGAGGCGUCUCGUCAUCGACUGCGGCACAGCUGGUCCCCACAUCUAUUCCCCGACAGGCGCGCUGUUAAUCCCCGGAAAGGUACUUGGGGCGCGCCAUCGUUGGAUUCUCGGACGGAGCCUCUGCUUGGUCGCAGAAACAUCCAAGUGUGGUCGUUCUGCGUGGGCUUUGUUUUUCCGCUUGCCUGGUUAAUCGCAUCAUUCCUCCCUCUCCCGAAGAAACCGGACACGAUUCCGGAGGAGGACGUUGAAUCCCAACUCGAAAUGACGCUUCGGAUGCGAUUGUUCGACCUGGAAAGAAGACGAUAUGAAAACGCCCGCUGGUGGAGAAAGCUGAACCGCUGGAUGAACCCACUAGGGCUGGUGAUUAUCACCAUCGUCGUCACCUUGGCUGUUGUGGGCACAACAGUGGGCUUCUAG
Molecule: messenger RNA, 2115 nt
Organism: Aspergillus ibericus CBS 121593
Lineage: Eukaryota; Fungi; Ascomycota; Eurotiomycetes; Eurotiales; Aspergillaceae
Product: putative serine-rich protein
Exons: 3
Coding region: 1-2115 (704 amino acids)
Source: RefSeq, a predicted model, not a curated record